AUGAGCUGUGGAGUUCGCUCUCUUGUCCUCUCUGUACCACUGAGCCUGUGGAGUUCGCUCUCUCGUCCUCUCUGUAGCACUGAGCCUGUGGACCUGUGGAGUGUACUCUCUCGUUCACCUCCUCUUCAUCACCUCCUCUUCUUCAUCACCUCCUCUUCAUCAUCACCUCCUCUUCAUCACCUCCUCUUCAUCACCUCCUCUUCUUCAUCACCUCCUCUUAAUCACCUCCUCUCCGUCAUCACCUCCUCUUCAUCACCUCUUCUUCUUCAUCACCACCUCUUCUUCAUCACCUCUUCUUCAUCACCUCCUCUUCAUCAUCACCUCCUCUUCAUCACCUCCUCUUCAUCAUCACCUCCUCUUCAUCACCCCUUCCUCUUCUUCAUCACCUCCUCUUCAUCACCUCCUCUCCGUCAUCACCUCCUCUUCAUCAUCACCUCCUCUUCAUCAUCACCUCCUCUUCAUCACCUCCUCUUCAUCAUCACCCCUUCUUCAUCACCCCUUCUUCAUCACCUCCUCUUCAUCACCUCCUCUUCUUCACCUCCUCUUCUUCAUCACCUCUUCUUCAUCACCUCCUCUUCAUCACCCCUUCCUCUUCUUCAUCACCCCUUCCUCUUCUUCAUCACCUCCUCUUCUUCAUCAUCACCUCCUCUCCAUCAUCACCUCCUCUUCAUCACCUCCUCUUCUUCAUCACCUCCUCUUCAUCAUCACCUCCUCUUCAUCAUCACCUCCUCUUCAUCAUCACCUCCUCUUCAUCAUCACCUCCUCUUCAUCAUCACCCCUUCUUCAUCACCUCCUCUUCAUCACCUCCUCUUCUUCAUCACCUCUUCUUCAUCACCUCCUCUUCAUCACCCCUUCCUCUUCUUCAUCACCUCCUCUUCUUCAUCACUUCCUCUUCUUCAUCACCUCCUCUUCUUCAUCAUCACCUCCUCUCCAUCAUCACCUCCUCUUCAUCAUCACCUCCUCUUCAUCAUCACCUCCUCUUCAUCACCUCCUCUUCAUCAUCACCUCCUCUUCAUCAUCACCUCCUCUUCAUCAUCACCUCCUCUUCAUCACCUCCUCUUCAUCAUCACCUCCUCUUCAUCACCUCCUCCUCUUCAUCACCUCCUCCUCCUCUCCAUCAUCACCUCCUCUUCAUCACCCCUUCCUCUUCUUCAUCACCUCUUCUUCUUCAUCACCACCUCUUCUUCAUCACCUCCUCUCCAUCAUCACCACCUCUUCUUCACCACCUCCUCUCCAUCAUCACCUCCUCUCCAUCAUCACCCCUUCCUCUUCUUCAUCACUUCCUCUUCUUCAUCACCUCCUCUUCUUCAUCACCUCCUCUCCAUCAUCACCUCCUCUUCAUCACCCCUUCCUCUUCUUCAUCACCUCCUCUUCAUCACCUCUUCCUCUUCUUCAUCACCUCCUCUCAAUCAUCACCUCCUCUUCUUCACAACAUCCUUCUUCUUGUCUUCUUGGCAGAGGUAUCUGUUCGUGCUGCAGUUGAAGCAGGACGUCCUCUCUGGAAAACUUGAGUGUCCUUUCGAGACGGCCGUGGAGCUGGCAGCCUUCUCUCUCCAGGCUGAGUUGGGGGACUGUGACCCGUUGGAACACCCUCUGGACCUGGUCUCUGAGUUCCGGUUCAGUCCUGAUCAGACCGAGGACAUGGAACUGGCCGUUUACAACACCUGGAAGAGCUGCAGGGGGCAGACUCCAGCUCAGGCUGAGAUCAACUAUCUGAACAAAGCAAAGUGGCUGGAGAUGUACGGAGUGGACAUGCACAUGGUCAAGGCUCGCGAUGGUAACGAGUACAGUCUGGGUUUGACGCCCACUGGAGUCCUGGUGUUUGAAGGAGAGACCAAGAUCGGCCUCUUCUUCUGGCCAAAGAUCACACGCCUGGACUUUAAGAAGAGCAAACUGACUCUGGUGGUGGUGGAGGACGAUGACCAGGGGAAGGAGCAGGAGCAUACCUUUGUGUUCCGCAUGGAUCACCCUAAAGCCUGUAAACACCUGUGGAAGUGUGCGGUGGAACAUCACGCGUUCUUCAGGCUCCGAGGUCCAGUGCAGAAGAACUCUGACCUCAACCACUUCAUCAGGAUGGGCUCCCGCUUCAGAUACAGUGGGAAGACAGAGUAUCAGACGACUAAAGCAAACAAAGCUCGAAGAUCGGCUUCAUUUGAAAGACGUCCGAGUCGUCGCUACUCCAGGAGGACGAUGCACAACAGAGGUCCUUUUACUCCACAGCAAGUUCUGUCUGGAAACGGUGUGAGUGAGAGGAAAGACAGGGUGUCAGCCAUGAGAGGGGCCUGGUCUCCUCCUGUGGUCCCUACAGCGCCUCCAUGUGGCCCAGUGGAGAUACAGCCUCUGCCACACAGCCCUGGGACGGACAAGCGAGGUAUUGUGAUGUACUGA
Knipowitschia caucasica is the source of this 2388-nucleotide messenger RNA. The record is from the annotation of a GenBank genome assembly. Lineage: Eukaryota; Metazoa; Chordata; Actinopteri; Gobiiformes; Gobiidae.